Molecule: messenger RNA, 504 nt
Organism: Salvia hispanica
Lineage: Eukaryota; Viridiplantae; Streptophyta; Magnoliopsida; Lamiales; Lamiaceae
Product: putative calcium-binding protein CML44
Molecular function (GO): calcium ion binding
Source: RefSeq, a predicted model, not a curated record
AUGUCAUCAAUAAGCACAGACGAUCUCCACACCCUCUUCAAGAACAUAGGCAAAGGCAAGAACAAGGCCACGUCACCAGUAAGCAGCGACGAUCUCCUCACCCUCUUCAAGAGCUUGGACAAGAGCAACCGUGGCCGAAUCACCGUCUCCCAGCUGCAAACCCUUCUCCACGGAAUCGGGAUCCAGACGACGUCGAAAGACCUCGACAAGCUCGUAGGCGGAAACGAUCUCGACUACGUGGAUUUCAUGUUCUUCUACGGAGCGAUCGCCAAGGGCAGCGACAGCCGCGAGGAUCUGCGGAAGGCCUUCAAGGUUUUCGACGUCGACGGGGAUGGCUUCAUAUCUUGCGAGGAUCUGCAGAUGGCGAAGACGAGGAUGAGUCUGUUGAAGAUGAAGAGUUUGGAAGAGUGUAGGAAUAUGAUAAGGGUUUACGACAAGAAUUGUGAUGGAGUUAUUGAUUUCGACGAGUUUAAGGAUAUGAUGACGUCAUCAAAAUGUGUUUAA